Molecule: messenger RNA, 9142 nt
Organism: Osmia bicornis bicornis
Lineage: Eukaryota; Metazoa; Arthropoda; Insecta; Hymenoptera; Megachilidae
Exons: 13
Coding region: 2506-6216 (1236 amino acids)
Molecular function (GO): 3',5'-cyclic-AMP phosphodiesterase activity
Source: RefSeq, a predicted model, not a curated record
UGCGCGGUUCGGAGUUCGGUUAGCCUGUCCGGGAAGCGUGGCUAGCUGGCGAACAGGGCCGAGGAGCGACGAAGACGGUCGAACGUAGCCGAGCUCGACAUCGGCCGUCUUGUCGUUCGGAUCUAGUGGUUCAGUGCAUGCAUAGCGGCCGGCCGGCGUGCAUAGUCGGUUGAUAACGGAAUAUCGGUUGAUAACUAAAUCAUCGUUUCGGGGGGGAUUAUUUUUCUAUCGAUGCGCUUUUGGUGUAUGGAAACGUGUGCGAAGUAGGGGCGAAGCAUCGAGGAAAGGCGCCGUCGUGCUCGCGCUCUCGUCGGCACCGGGCCUCGGGGCCCGGGGGCCAUCCCGUAACACGCGGUUAUGGAGUUCCUAGCCUCGUCCCGGUACGGAACCAGCUACAAUAUCUGUGCGCGGGCGUUACCCCGUCGAUUUUCUUCUCGCGUACUAGUCAGCAACUCCGCUGCGACGACAGCCAAGCCCUGAAUCAAGCUCCGUGUCAAAGGUAUCGCACUCGCAUCCCAUUUAUCGCGACCUCGUUGAAAAAGGAGCAUACAUACCUCCGACGUCGCUCGGUCUGCUCCUUUAGUCUCGAGGAAGACAGGUGCUUUUCAACGAAGAGAAAUACACCUAGAGAUAACGGGUAACACGAUUAAGCACGUUGUGCGGUUAACGCAUGAUCGAAAAAACGAAGAAUCGUGCUUUUCUUAACGGUAACAACACCAUCCGUCUCCUAUUCGCACGGGAUUUAAUAAUUGUAUGUACAUACAUACACCGACUGGCAAGACGGGGCUGAGCGAUAGGGAGCGCAGAGACGGCAUACAAACCUGGUCCCCCUUGUCCCAUCUUUUUUCCUACGUCUCUUUUGCCUCGCGUACGUUCUUUGAGAGCGCACUUUCGUCACACGGUUAUAAUUGCAGCUCCGUAAGCUGGAAAAAUCUCGCUUAAAAAUCGAGGUCAAAGGGAACAAAGAAAGCGGCCUUUGUUCUUACCCAUUUUUAUUUCUCUUCCCAGCCCGAGAGAAAGAGAUUCUUGCUUCUUGUGCUCUCUCCUAUCUUAUCGAGAGAAAGGGGUAGCUGGAGGAUUUCCUUGUUUACCCGACGUAUCAGAUGCCCCCCUCCCCCCGUCAUUAACGACGACGUAAACGAGGAUCGACGAUGUGGCUACGAUUUUUUUUGCUUUUUCGCCUUACCAAGCACGUGCGAUGCAGCUUCACGGAAUUUGCUCUAUCCGUGGCUAAAUUCACGUUUCCGUUUCCGUUUCCGUUUCCGUUUCCGUUUCCGUUUCUCAACGAAGACGCGUAUGUAGGUACGCGAGCCUAUAUGUACCUAUUGAUUCUUGCUUUAUUUCUACCGAAUCACUGCGGAGAGUAGCGUUGUCAAGAUUCACUCGUCAGAAUCUUCUCUGCUCUGCUUUUUUCCCCCAAUUUUCAUCGCAACACAUUUCACUCGUGACACUUUUCACAGAGACUUUGCACGUCGCGGUAGCAUCGUCGUGGUAUUAUUCGAAAGGUCGAACGGUGUGUACCUGUCUGCUGUGUAUGUUUCUGCUUACCGAUGGAUAUUCGACACCGUCUCCUACCGAAUAGUUGAAUCGUUUACAAUUUGGAAUUGCCUCGACGGUGGUUUAAACUGUUAUGAAAAAUUGUUGAGCGAUUUAACACGUGUUGACUGCCUUGACGUUCGCAGCUGACUAAUCGAAUAAUUAAAAAGCACCAGAGGAAAGAAGAACCAUUAAAGAAUACCAUUAACAUUUAGGAAAUAGCAAAAUAAAAUCGUAUCCUUAAUAAGCAUAUUUUGUUAAAUAGCACUAUUUUCGUGUUAAUAAGCAUUUCUGGAAUGUAACCUUAUAGAAAAAAAAGUCUGUAUUUCCAAAAGCUUUGAAAAAGUAUGAAAUUUCGAAUGACGUUUAAAGUGCUUCGAAGCGAUUACCUAUUAUCCUCGGUGUACCUUUCUUUUCUCUGCAUUGUUCGUCGGUACACGAUGUUCCAUUCACGGUAUGGUUAGACACUAUCGGACGUAACUCCAUGCCAAUCGAUAGUUCUCCGAGAGAUAGGGCAGCUGUAGCUCCUCCCUCGACCUCUCGCGAAAUCUGUGGACCUGUUCCCGAUUCCCGAUUCCCGAUUCCCGAUUCCCGAUUCCCGAUUCCCGACUACAUAUCAGGACGUGAUUUUGUGGUACAGAUGAUACGCGGUACCGAUGCGAUGGAUGCGCGUCGGAAGAAAUGCUAGCCUGAAACGCACGGUGAAAACGGGAGAUGGUUGAUGGAACGAGUCGCGAAUACGAGCGGACGAUCUUUCUGACAAUGAUGUCGAAAGAUGAAACGGAAUCCUUAUGGUGAAAUCUGGUAGGAGGGAACAGUUGUAUCGAAUAGAAAUAGAGGAGAGAAACGGGGAAUAAAGAAAGAGGUAGAAAACUGGCGUCCCAAACACGUGACGGUGGAUCCCGCGGGACUCGGACCCGUCGACGGACAAAUGGUGGAUCCUUGUCGAGCCGUGGAAGCGCGACGGGUAUGCAAUGCGGCCUGUGCGCCGUCGUCGCGGGACUCUUUCGGAGAGCCAUGUGUAUCGCGGGCAGCAGACGUGGUUCCGGGGAAUCCUGCUACCAGGAACUCACCACCGAGGCUCAGGUGCGACGGCACUCGCAGGUCGCGCCCAUUGAGACCGGCCUGAAGGCGGCUGAGAUCGCCGAACACGUUAAAGAGGCCGUUCAGACGCAGGAGAGGAGAAGCGCAGAGAUAACGGUGGACAGCGGGGAACAGAAUGCUGUAUUCGUCCGUCUUUCCGAAAGCGCCGCACUGCCAACGUCUGGUGUGUCAGCAACUAUAACAGAGAUUCGGGAUGAAGGAAAACCGGAAGCAGCGUCGAGACGUUUGUCAGAGGUGGACCGAAUCCUGCUGGAAAGUUUGGAUAUCGGUCACUCGAGACCUAGGCCUACCGGUCGAUUCCUGACGAUGCAUAAAAGACGUCGUAAGAGGCUUACCACGAGAUCCUUAACUCAAGAGCCUGGUAUUUUGGACGAUAUUUUCCACGGCCUGGUUCAGUGCGUGUUACAAAAGGCCGGAAACUGGCGAUUUAAUGCAUUCACGCUGGAAACAGUGACGGGAGGACGUUCCCUACCGGUGUUAUGCGUGCAUCUUUUUCACUGGUACGGGCUACUGCAACACUUUAAUCUAGACGUGGUAACGGUAUGGAAAUUAUUUGCCUUCAUCGAGGAAGGUUAUCACAGUACAAAUCCUUACCACAACAGUAUACACGCCACAGAUGUUACUCAGGCGAUGCAUUGCUUCCUCCAAGAGGAAAAGAUUAGAACACACUUAACCAACUUGGAGAUCAUGGCUGCACUGAUAGCCGCGGUGACGCAUGAUCUGGAUCAUCCGGGCGUCAAUCAACCGUUUCUGGUUGCCACGAGCAAUCAUUUGGCUGCUCUCUAUCAAAACACGUCGGUUCUUGAGAAUCAUCAUUGGAGAUCUGCGAUCGGCUGUCUGUUAGAAAGCGGCGUCUCGGAUCAAUUGCCUGCUAACGUGAGACCUGAACUUCAACGACACAUCAGCUCGUUGAUUUUGGCCACGGACAUCACGAGGCAACAGGAAUUUCUCGUUCGAUUCAAGCACUAUUUGGAUGAAAAUCUCCUAGAAAUGAAGCGACCGGACGAUCGGCACUUCAUUUUGCAAAUAGCUCUGAAAUGUGCAGAUAUAUCGAACCCGUGCAGACCGUGGGAUAUUUCAAGGAAAUGGUCGUACAAAGUAUGCGAAGAAUUCUUUCGGCAGGGCGAUUACGAGCGUCGAUUGAACCUUCCAGUAACGCCGUUAUGCGAUCGGCAUACCACUAGCAUACCAAAGAUACAAGUUGGAUUCCUCAAGUUCGUCGUGACGCCUCUGUACGAGGAAUGGCAUCGUUUCCUCGGCGACGGAUUAAGCGUAACGUUGAUGGACCAUCUACGCGCUAAUCAGAAGAAAUGGGAAGCCUUGAAUCUGCAGGAAACCGCGGAGGAAACGGAAACGGAGAUAUCCGAGCUGGAGGAAGCGGAAGACGCGGUUAGCUCUGUGGAUGAUCCGGUCGCGGACGAGGACGCAGCAGGAAGCAUCGACUUGCUGAUACCGGCUGCGUACGUUCAGUCUUCCCGGAUGCAAAGCCUACCGGCGCGAGUUGGCUUGGAACGCGUGGGAAGACGUCAUUCGGUGCCGCUGAGCGUAUCGAAGCCCUUAACGUUGCUGCCGCGAACCGCAGCCAGACGCGAAAGUCUGCCCACUGAGCAGAGUAAAUCAAAAACGAAUCUGUUGCUAAAGUUGGAGGAGCAAAGCUUCCUGGAUCCCAGCUCGUUAUCGUUGCUAUCGUCCAAGAGCAGCAUAGGCCAGGAACUCUCACCGAACGCCAAUACCGGUGAGAGACCUGUCAGUGCUGAGAGUCUUCUACCAGAACCGAGUAUAGCUAGCAUCACAAAUAGCGCUGAAGCGUCGAGGCUAAGUACAGUCUUGCAGCCAGACGGUCAGAAAGGAGGUACACAAUCGAAGCAGUUAACCAGGCAACAAACCUUCCCUCCCCUGCAGCAAUACGUCAGAAUGAGAUAUCUGUCUGCCACCGCGGAAAUGGCGCAAUGCUACUCUCAGAUCUUGCUAGAGGGAGACAGCUCUAGCUCGUCGUCCUGCUCUGCCAAGGAGAAAUCUUGCUCGGAUGGUCGUUGUGGUACACCGCCAAAGUUCGAGGGAACCUCGUCACAAGUAAAGACUAGCGUAAAGAUAACGAAAGAGAUUGAGGUACCAGGAAAGAAAUACGGGUCCGCGAUUCCAGAAUUGUUUAAGCAGAAGAUGGAGCCUCCUUCGAGUGGCGAUCAUUUGAGACGUCAUUCGGUGCAAACUAUCCGCGUCGAAGACGCCAGCCUUAAAACUGGCAAAAGGCGACCCUCUUCUGCUCAAGGAAUCGAUUUCACGCAGAGUUUCUAUGCGUCUUUGACCGGUUCCACCGAAGAGAAAGAGAGUCGUGCUACUGAAACAGUCUCCAAGACGGAUGGUACUACUACUUCCGUCUUCGUUUCGAAAGUGAAAUUAGAUGAUGAUAAACCGGUAGGCGAGAAUCAACGGACUACAGUGGCGUUCAAGUCGGAUCAGUGCAGUUCGAUGCAGGUUACGAGAAUAAAGUGCAGCAUCGACUCUGAAUUACGAAGAUACUCAACUCCUGUGCCAGAAACUAAGACAAUAAAAAUGACUGAUAGCGGGGGUAGACGAUUUACCGCAAUACCAGUGACCUCCGAGCUUAGUACUCAUAAGGUGUUCUUCAUCGGAAGCCCACCGGAUUCACCGCCUCUCGUGCAAAGCGUGUCGUCGUCCAGCGAUAGUGGUAGUGAACCGCGACGAAGUAUCGGCGGUGGUGGUGGUGGUGGUGAUUCGAAUAACGAAGUCGUUUCUACUGGCAGCAAACGUGACUCGGAACCUAUGAAAGAAAAGACCUCUAAGAUUGCCAAAUUGAGCCACGAUGUACAGAUGAAGGAAAACGUUGAUCCACGGACGGUAGAAGAUCCUAAAGGGAUUCCUUUGUCUCGAAAGGGUAGUCAGUCAUGGGCUAGAAGGCGUGGAUCUGCUCCAGUUGGUUUGCUAUCAAGAUUAGAUGACAUCGCAAUGCCACCUAUACCAUCUAGAGUUGAUCAUACUUCCAGACGUGGGUCUGUACCCGCCGACAUUACCAGGCAUCAAGGUGGAGGUGUCAAUAGAUUAGCCUUAGGACCUCGGGAGGGUAAUGUUGCAACACCUAGGAGAGCCAGUCUUCCACAAGAAACUGCUCUUGGAAAUCUUCUUGGCAAUAUUUUAUCUUUAACCAAUGAACGAGAAAAUCUCCCAAUAAAUAAUAACAAUAAUAAUAACAAUACCGGAAGUAGCAACAAUAACGGAAUAACAAGACUAAUCGAUAGCACCGGCCCUAGCAUGCCGUCUCCGCGGCGAGGUUCAGUGCCAGCAGACAUAUCUGAAUUACGCCGUGAUAUGUUCAAUAGGAGUAGUAUAAAUGGUAAGCCUCGUAAUCGGAAAAAGAUUUUGAGGAGGAGAAGUUCCGGAGGACCGGAAAUGUUUUCUGGAGGAUCAACAGAUGGAAACGAUAAUGGCACAUGGCUUAAAUGGAAGAGGGAACUUGGAAAAAAGGACUCUAUUCCUGAACCACUCGUCAAACGAAGAGGUUCCCUGCCCAUAGAGAUGGUGGCCAUUUCUCAUGCUGGUCGGUACAAUCAUAGAUAAAGGAGGAUGUCGUUAAACAAGCCGGAUCUGGAUCAGGAGCACGAAGAUCAAGCUUGUGGAGACUUUAGCAUGCAGCAGAAACGAGUGGACCGUCCGUGAUACCAGCGGUUAACAUAAGAUCAUCGAAUACUACCAUAUUGACAGUCUUUCCUUACAACAUUAGCAGCAACAGCGAUGAUUGACUUCCACGUUUCAGAAUUGCCAAAAACUGGAACUCUUCUUACCAAUCGUAAUUCUGGGCAAGUGAAUUUUGCAAAAUUAACCACGAUUUGCAAUAUUUGCAAAUUAAAACAAUUAUAAAAACAAUUACAACGACAGCGAUUUCUACAUCAAUUGCUGAUAAUUUCAAUGCUGUUGUCAUAAUAAUUGAUAACUAUCGUAUACUAUAUUCAUUGGAACAGAAUACAAAUUUAAGAUUGGCAAGAUAGUAAAGCAAGAUGAAAUUUUAUGACAGGGUUUAAAUAACGAAAGGAGAAUAAAACUAUUAAUUAACUAAAGUCUUCCCCGCAAUUUACGCGUCCGCGUGGAAGAAAUACAAUGUAUACACAUAGUAGUUAUGUGAGCUCUACAUAUAUCCAUUUGUGCCAUAUACACAAAUGUUGUUAAAAACAAGAUACAGUCAAACACAGGGUUCAAUAUGACGAUUUUAAUAAUUAAAAUGCCUAGGUAUGGAGAAGGAAAAAAAGACUGGUAGAAAAGUUCACCGCUAUAAAAUUAGACACUUAAAGUGACACGUAAAUUGAUUGAAAUGUAAUGAUAUUUGCUCAUAGUUAAGAAACUUACAAUUUUUUAAAGAAUUCGGCAGGAUAAUAUUUAUCUUCACUCAGUUAGUCAUUCUUACCAUUCGUCAUCCCCAUCAAAUUCGUUUCUGCAUCCGCCUUAAUAAAUCAAAUUUUUUAUCUCCGUCGACGACGUUACGAAUACGUAUGUAAAUACAUACAUAUGUAUGUAUGUACAACGCAAAGCGAUUGAAUUUUAUUUUUAGGUUGAAAAUAAGGAAUAAUAAUGGCUAUGAGACGUAUACAUAUGUAUAUGUAUAUAAGUACACAUAUGUAUGUAGCGCUGAUAAAAAUGUAUGUAUGUAUACUCAAUAUCAGAUGUAGUUUCCUUUGAACUUUAAUGAAAAUCGAAAUAGACAUUCCAUUAAAACAGAUAGUAUGCAAUGCGUAGAACAUGAAUGAAAAUUAAUAAUGGUGAAGUUGUUUAUUACUAUUUAUCAUCAUUCAUUAUAACAUCAUAAUCAUAACCAUCAUUAUUGUCAUCGUCGUUGUUGUUAUUAUACAUAUAUAUACAUAUAUACAUAAGUAGUUACGAAUGAAAAUCUUAAUGAUCGUUACAGUAGAUAGAUAUUGUAAACUUAGGGAAUAACAAUAUGUGCGUUUAACCAUGAAGUUAAUUAGUUAGUGAAUUGCGUGAAAUUAUAAUCAUGAUUGUUUACUAUCGAAGAAAAUUAAAGAUGGUUACGAUGCAUAGGUUUACGGUACGUGAACCAAAAAAUAAUCAAAAGCUGUGACAUUUGUUUAUACUCUCUCCUAAAAUACUAAUUCAGUUAUAUACUUUUUAAUUAAUAAGAUUUAGUUACACAAAGUACAAUUGUUAAACUGCCUAUGCACAAACGUGUACAAUAUUGUCCUGUUUUAUUGUAAAAAUCUUUUUAUUAUAAAAUUAUCAUAUAAAGAUACGUUAAUAGUAUUUUUAAUUACUUUUUAAAUGGAGAACGAAAAGACAUUGUAAUUUUAUGUCACGUACUGCUAUAACCUGUCGUCCCUCUGACUGUCAGAAAGUAAAGAACUAUUAUUAAGUCAUUGCAGUUCGGUAAUGAUAUAUAACAAGUCUAAUAAGUUUAUAACUAAUCAAAGUAAUAAUUGAUAUCUGUAUUGAUGUGAUAUAGAUAGGUCCUCCAUUUUCCAAGCAAAAUGUUGCCAAGCUUAACAAACUUUCUCUGAUAAAAUUUUUAAUCUUCUCGAUGCAGGAACUGUCAGAGCUUUAUGUGUAUUUCACUCGAUGACCAGGAAACAGAGGUGAAAAAAAUCGCCUUAAAUAGAUUCUCAGUCUUUAAACAUAAAACACAGAAACAAUUCUUAAGUUUUCCCAUUUCUAAUGCAGAAACACUGCAUCAAUGACUUGUUGUAUAAGUGUAUUAAGUAAGUUAGCGUAAAACUACUAGUCUUUCUAACUCUUAAUAUAAUUUGUACAUAAAUAUAUAUAUAUAUACAUAUAUAUUAUAUUCUCGUUCGACAAAAGAAAUGCACAGGCAACACCAAGGAACACAUUGAUGAAAGAUAUUGGAAAAUUUCAUUAAAAACUUUAUUUAUUUAUACUUUUUAAGAAUUUUACCUUUACAGACAGACCAAUGCAAAUGGGACUAAACAGAAUCUUUUUGUGAAAAUGAUAAAUGACUUAGCUUCUGAAGAAAAUUUGAAUUUCAAUAUUAUAUAUGACCACUCUGUCCAACUACUUUUUGAAGAAUUUAUGGCACCUAGAUAUACAUGUUCCCUAUUACAACACAAAACAAGCCUCAUUCCAAUAGAGAAUGAUGAACAUUCUUCAAAAAUUUUCUUCUGCCAUCCUGUAGAUAGUAUGUACUUGUAUUAUACUGUUUUCUAUGAUUAUAUUAUCCUGGAAUGUGUGAAACAGUUCGUUAUUACUUUAUCAGAAUGAAUGCAAAAGUAGGAUAUUUGACGUACAAUGCAUCAAGCAGUGUUUAUGCUCAUAUGAAUAUUCAUUUUUUAUGCCAAAACCUUAUGCUAUCAAAUGAUUGUAAAUCCUUAAGCUACUGCGAUAUUCGUCUUAUUUUGUAAAAUGUUAUUCUAUAACUUUAUUUACAACGAAAUGUCAAGAAAGAAUAAUACAAAAUUCUAAGAAGUUCAAGGAUAUGUUUCGUUUUUAACUUAUUACAUUGAUAAAAGAUAUUAAAUUAUACUUA